CACUCACAGGGUGUGGAGGGUGGAGGUCACACCGACUCUCAGGGCCAGGCCGACAGGUAGAAAGGUCGAGACCAACUUUAAAAAUUGCCUACCAACUUCCUCCUCUCCUCCCCUGGACCACGAUGGGUUCAGACCUACGUGACCUGAACUCCCUGCUGCCCCCCCUCCCGGCGGGCCCCAGCCCCGGGUGCCCGGCCCUGCCCGUCAGCACGGCCCCGCAGUGGGCUCCCGUCCUGGACUUCCACACCGCCGCCUCCCCCUACUCCUCCCUGGCGGCCCCCCACACCCCCCUGGGGUCCCACUCCUUCAUCAAGCAGGAGCCCACCUGGGGGACCACGGUGGACCCCCACCACCACGAGGCCGACCCCCACUGCGGCCUCAGCGCCUUCACCGUCCACUUCUCGGGCCAGUUCACCGGCACCGGGGCCUGCAGGUACGGCUCGGCGUUCGGGGCCCCCCCCCCUCCGCCGACCUCCAGCCAGCCGCCGCCUGUGACGGCGCCGCACCACCACCAGCCGCCCGGCAGGAUGUUCAGCAACCCGCCAUACCUGACCAACUGCAUGGACACACAGCAGGCGGCCCGCAACCAGACAGGUUACGGCGCAGUCGCAUUCGAUGGAGCCGGGAAUUACGGCCACACUCCAACUCACCACAGCUCCCAGUUCUCCAACCACACCUUCAAGCACGAGGACGCUUUAACCCAGCAGAACCCGAUGGGUGAGCAGCAGUAUCCUGUACCUCCUCCUGUUUAUGGAUGCCACACACCGUCAGACAGCUGUACAGGCAGCCAGGCUCUGCUGCUGAGGAACCCUUACAACAGCCACGCAGCAGGAUACGACAGUGACCCCAACAUGGUGUACAGCUGCAGCACGCAGUACCGCAUUCACACACACGGGGUCUUCAGGGGAAUCCAGGACGUGAGGCGGGUUCCCAGCAUCGCUCCGGCCAUCGUGCGGUCCGAGGCCAGCGAGAAGCGUCCGUUCAUGUGCGCCUACCCAGGAUGCAACAAGCGCUACUUCAAGCUGUCCCACCUGCAGAUGCACAGUCGUAAACACACAGGGGAGAAACCGUACCAGUGUGAGUUCACAGACUGCGGCCGGAGGUUCUCCCGCUCCGACCAGCUGAAGCGACACCAGAGGAGACACACAGGAGUUAAACCCUUCCAAUGCGAGACGUGUCAGAGAAAGUUCUCUCGGUCUGACCACCUUAAGACUCACACCCGGACUCAUACAGGUAAAACAAGUGAGAAGCCGUUUAACUGCCGGUGGCCGAACUGUCAGAAGAAGUUUGCCCGGAGCGACGAGCUGGUGCGACACCACAACAUGCACCAGAGGAACCUCAGCAAGCUGCAGCUCAGCAUCUGAACCCGAGUCCGGCCCACGUCCUCCUGAUGCUCCACACGUAAACAUCUGGGUCACACCUGCUUUUGUUUUCUGCCCCCCCCCCCCCCCCCC
Molecule: messenger RNA, 1454 nt
Organism: Pleuronectes platessa (European plaice)
Lineage: Eukaryota; Metazoa; Chordata; Actinopteri; Pleuronectiformes; Pleuronectidae
Gene: wt1a
Product: WT1 transcription factor a
Exons: 8
Coding region: 123-1364 (413 amino acids)
Biological process (GO): regulation of transcription by RNA polymerase II
Cellular component (GO): nucleus
Molecular function (GO): RNA polymerase II cis-regulatory region sequence-specific DNA binding; DNA-binding transcription factor activity, RNA polymerase II-specific
Source: RefSeq, a predicted model, not a curated record